Molecule: messenger RNA, 2481 nt
Organism: Scaptodrosophila lebanonensis
Lineage: Eukaryota; Metazoa; Arthropoda; Insecta; Diptera; Drosophilidae
Exons: 4
Coding region: 43-2481 (812 amino acids)
Biological process (GO): regulation of transcription by RNA polymerase II
Molecular function (GO): RNA polymerase II cis-regulatory region sequence-specific DNA binding; DNA-binding transcription factor activity
Source: RefSeq, a predicted model, not a curated record
ACCAACGAAUUGAAACGCCAACUGAGGCGCAGCUCUCAACAAAUGAUCGGCACUGAGGAUAUGUCCACAUCGGCUGGCAUGGAUAUAAGUGAAUCCUUUCGUGCGGAGGAUCUCUCGAAAACAGAUUUCUUCGAUUUUGUCACAGCUCCCGACAUGGGUAUAGGUAUUGGUGUGGGCGUCGGCGUCGAUGUCGGCGUCGGCGUCAGUCUACACCACCACACACAUCAGCAGCAACAGCCAGCGCAGCACAGUCACAACUCCAUGCACCAGCAGACGUCACAAAGCCAGCAACAACUAUGCGGCACACGCGCCAAUGCCAGCAGCAUGACGCACGAUGGCGGAGGCAAUGGAGGGGCUGGGAGUGGUCGCAAUGGCCACAACAACAAUGGCGGAGAUCCCACUUUACAGGGCUAUGAGUUCUGGCACAGCGACAAGGACGGCAGUCGGCUAGACUCCAGCUCUAUAUUUGAAGAUCUGGAUCGCUACUGCUGGCAGCAGCAACCAGUGACGGCCAGUGCCUCGUCCAGCAAUGGACGUAAUGGCAGCAAUGCCAACCAUCCCAGUCCUACAUCGCCCCUCGGCACACACCCGCAGCACCAGCAACAACAACAACAGCAUCAGCAGACCGCGCACCACCAGCCCAGCAACAUUAACAGCCCAGCGGGCGCCUCAUCUUCAGCCAGCGUUGCAGGUGGUAACGGCAGUGGCGGUGGAGGUGGUGGCGGCGGUGGCGGUGCUCCCAGUGGCGACACCAUUAGCAACAUUGAUAACACAGACGGCCAGAUCUACACACUAACAGUAUUAAAUGGCAGCGAGCCAUGGCUGAAGCGGGCCGAGGCCGAGCAGCUGCCAAGCGCACUUGAUCUCGACAGCCUGCUGGGCAGUUUUCCGGGCUACAUCAAAUCCGAGUAUCCCUACGAUGAUAGCGGAUUCACAGACGGCACCAAAGACGUUAUUGUCAAUGGUGGCGGCCCCGGCAGCGAUGCCAAUGGCCUGAGCAGUCUUGCCCACAGUUCCCAGCAUGGACAGACGUUACCCUCAUUGGUCACGGCCAUUUCCAUAGCAGGCAGCGGGAACAGUGGUGUGGCGGAUCUCGGCCAGCAGCUGGCGCAGUUCCAGAACAACAACAACGACUGGCACAUGGCCGAUCACAAUGCGGAACAGAAUUCGGCCGAGUCCUUGCUGCGCAGUGCGCUCCAAGGCAAGGGCUACACGAAAGGACUGCACAUGCAAAAUGGCAUUGCCAUGAUGCCCGGAUCGCCGUCGGUCAAAGAUGAGGAUAUGAGACGUCUGCUCUUCACACCCGAUGCUGCCGAUGCCUUGGGAUUUGCUGACUCUACGCUCAGCUCCGCCCAAAUGUUCGAGGAUGCGCAAUCGCUCAAUCAUGCCGGUGCCCAUUUGUUGGGCACGAGUGCUUCCAGUGCAUCUGGCCAUGCACAGCACAAUGGCAAUGGAGGUGGCGGCGGCGGCAUGCCCAGCAUCAUUGUCGAUGAUAUGUUCCUGUCGCUGGAGAAUGCUUUUAGCGAUGAUUUCGAGAAAAUAAAGCGCAUUGCGAACGAGGUGCAACAAUUUUGCAAUGCUGGCACGCCCACUUCAGGAGACUUUGGAGGCGGAGGUGGCUCGAAUGAUGUGCUAAUGCAAAUCUCGCCCAGCGCCACAGCCAGCUCAGCCAAUCAACUGCAGCCACCGCAACCACUGAAGCCAGAGGUCUCCACGUCCACGGCGACGACAACAUCCGCGGCCACAACGGGUGCGGGCGCAGUUGGACGCCUGACCGGAGUGAGCAAACCCAAAAAGCAAUACAAACGCACCAGCAGCAGCAACAGCAGUGGCAACAAUAACAACAACAAUAAUCCCCAUGUGCUUAAUCACAACAACAAUGCGGGCACAGUGCUGGGCGUGGUGAUGGGCAGCACCUCGAACAGCUCCAGCGGAGGCAGCAGCGGCAGCGCCAGCAGCAGCAGCAACAGUCCUCCCGCCAACUGCAAUGGCACGGGUGGUGGAGGAGGAGGAGGAGGGGGUGGCACUGUAAGUGGCGGUGGAGCCAGCAGUGGACAGCGCAAGGAACGCUCCCUGCACUACUGUUCCAUUUGCUCCAAGGGCUUCAAGGAUAAGUACUCCGUCAAUGUCCACAUACGGACGCAUACGGGCGAGAAACCCUUCGCCUGCUCCCUGUGCGGCAAAAGCUUUCGCCAGAAAGCCCAUCUGGCCAAGCACUAUCAGACGCAUAUGACGCAGAAGAAUAAUGGUAGCCUGAUCAAAGGCAGCGGCUCCAAGCAUCAGCGAUCGAGUGCUGCCGCCAACAGCAACAACAACAGCAACAACACUACGACAGCGCAACAGCAGCGGCAGCUCAGCAGCGUUGCCACAUCGAUUCCCAAUCUGGGAGGUGUGAUGAGUUCUGGCGUCGUACUCAAUAGCCCGAAUGCGGCUCACACUGGAGUGCUGCCACCUGCUAAUGGCCUGCUCACCAAUCGGUAA